UAGUUAUUUGAUGAUUGGCAGAGUGGUGUAGAGCAUGCUCCAUUAAGGGAAAUACAUAAACUAAGUAAACCGGAAAAGGAAAGAAGAGGGGGGCAAAAAUCACGGGAAUCCAAACAUUAACAUCCUCGGAUCCUCUCCUCCAUUGACGGUGAACAACUCGGGCAAGUUAAUUUUUUAGAUGAUGUCAACUAGCAAUUCAAAAAGGGUUGUAGAGGAUGAAGAAGAAGAAGAGGAGUUUGAGCAUUUUGAUGAUUUUACUCUGGCCUCCUCUUGGGAAAGGUUCAUCUCUGAAAUAGAGGCUGUCUGUCGACAGUGGUUGGCUGAUGGUCCAAAGAAUCUGCUGGUAAAGGAUGCUGUUCAAAUAAAUCAUUUGAAGGAUUUGUACAAGGUCAAAUCUGAGUUCAAGUAUGCUAUUAAAAGUUAUUGCAUGGAGUACUAUUUUGGACCAACUAAUGAUGGUAAAGGCGCAGAUUGGGAUCAGACAUUGCAUGAUCUGCAGCUCUGUUUCGGAGUGAAGGAGUUUCUGGUCUCUGUGAUUGCUCCACAGAGUGCAAGUGGCGUAGUUCUUGACGCACCAGAGGCAAGCAAACUUUUGAGUGCAGUUGCCAUUGCUUUGUCCAACUGUUCAUGCCUGUGGCCUGCAUUUGUACCAGUUCAUGAUCCUUCUCGUAAAGCAUAUAUUGGUAUUCAAAAUAUGGGAACAGUUUUUACUAGGAGAUUUGAAGCUGACUGCAUUGGUAGCCAAGUCCCUAUAAAGCUUAUGCAUUUGGAAGGAUUAUACGAGCUGUUUGUUUCUAAGUUUGCCUAUACUGCGGUUGACUGGUCAAUGCAUCAUUUUGAAGUCCAUUUUAAGCUGAAGUUGACCUACAGAACCCCUACUUAUGAUGAUGAGGAUGAAUUGCAAGAACCCAAUAUUGACGAUAGAGGAUCUAGUGAAAAUAUUGAGACUGACACUCAUGGCAAAACACAAUGGGAUGAUGAUUGUCCCUGGAGCAAGUGGUAUUCUGCGGAGGAUCUGGUCAAAGGAUUUCAGUUGCUUGCUAUAUGGUCUGAGAUAACAGCUGAAAGUUCUCUGGAUAUGGCUGAAUUAGAGAAUGCCUCACCACUUGAAGCUGAUAAGUGGUUCUUGUAUCCAUGUCUUUCCGAAAAUCUCAGUGCAAUUUCUGAUGGAAGAACUAUUGGAUUUGCGUCCCAGUUGCACCUUUUAGUUAAGGCAUUGGAAAUGGCGUCAGAGGCUAAAUUUAUUGAAGAUUUUGUAUCAGUUGAAAAUUCAGGUUCCGAAAAUUUGAAAUCAUCAGCAGUUGUACCUCCACCAACUGUUCUUGACCGCGUGCUAAAAGAUCUCUUUCAUGAGGUUACAGAAACGCAACCAGGUUCCUCUCUGGGCGAGCAUAAAAAUUCUCGAUCUAUUAAAGGCGCUCCACUUGAAUCACUCUUUGCACAGUUCUGCUUACAUGCUCUCUGGUUUGGCAACUGUAGCAUACGGGCAAUUGCUGUACUCUGGAUAGAGUUUGUUCGCGAGGUUCGUUGGUGUUGGGAAGAAUCACAGCCAUUACCAAGAAUGCCAACCAAUGGCACAAUCGACCUAUCCACCUGUUUGAUAAAUCAGAAACUGCACAUGCUUGCUGUAUGCAUUGAUAAAAAGCGUCGAGAGGUUAAAGGGCAAAACUUUGGUACAAAUGAUCCUUUGACUUCUCCUGCACAGGAAGAUCUUCAGGGACCAAUGGAGUUUUCUGCUUCUCAUGGAGUUAGUGAAGGUUUUGGCAGGAAACAUGACAGGAAUGGUUCAUCUGGUGUAGCAGGGUCAAUGAUGCUCUUGAAAGCACACAAGAUUAUGCAUGCUCCAAUAACCCAGGAUCCACCUCUCAUGACAGAAGACAUGCAUGAAGAACGCUUAAGGGCUGCUGUAGCUUUGGGUGAUUCAUUUAGCUUCUCUGGUCAACUUGAAAGGGAUAUUCUGGCCUCUGACAUGUCUGCAUUUAAGGCAGCUAAUCCGGAAGCUGUCUUUGAAGAUUUUAUUCGAUGGCACUCACCAAAGGACUGGGAAAAUGAUGAUAGCGAGCAGACUGGAGUGUCUCAAAUUAAUGCCACGGAAGUGUCAGAAAUCAAGUGGCCUCCUUCUGGAAGACUUUCAGAGAGAAUGUCUGAUUAUGGGAACUCAUGGAGAAAGAUCUGGAAUGAAGCUUUGCCUUUGCCUGCUUCUCAACAGAAACCACUCCUGGAUCCAAAUAGAGAAGGAGAAAAGGUUCUUCACUACUUGGAGACACUUAAACCAUAUCAACUGCUGGAGCAAAUGGUUUGUACUGCCUUCAGAGCAGCAGCUGACACUCUUUAUCAGACUUCAUUUGGCAAUUUGAAACAGAUGACUACAAAAAUUGGACAAUUAUAUGUUACUAUGGCAUCUACGCUAAAAUACUUGCAGUCACAUAGUACGAUCAGUGAUAGUGAUGUUAUUGAAGACCUCAGACGACUAUGCACUACUUUUGGACACAUUGAGAAGUUAAUUCUACUUGCAGCAUCUCUUCACCGCAAAUUCUUGCAAUCACCACACCUUGCAGAAGCAAUUUUCAGUGAUUGCUACGACUACUAUCUCCCAAAUAUGGGAACAGGCUCUGCAAAAGGUGAUACCAAGAAGGAAUUUGACAAAAGGCAACAAGUAAGCUUGCGUGACAGAAACUUAAUCAUCGGCAUGUUCCCUCCACCAACGGCGAACCAGUCAUGGAGGAAAGUGUUGAGCAUGGGAAAUCUCCUCAACGGCCAUGAACCGAUCUUCAGGGAGAUAAUAUUCUCUAAACGUGAUCAUGUGAGUGGAAGCUAUUACUCUGCCCCUACUCCUAAUCUUUUUCAACAAGACAUAGAAACAUACAGAAUGUAUGUAUGUGGAACGUCGAAUGACCUUAGGGUAGCACUUGCUGUUACCUCAUUUGAUUAAGUCUCAUCGUCCUCUAUUUACUUUUUCCUCUCCUCAAAUCGGCAGAAUUUGUAUAUUUCUAUGCACUCAUAAUGUUAGAAAUUUGAUCUCUUAGACUGAUUGAUACCAGAGGCCAAACUUGAAGGGCUCAUGAGCUGAUAUAAAAGAAGCUGACAUGAAGGAUCACAGUUUAAAUAGCCGUACAACUGUGAAGAGUGCCUAAAUAUGUUUUUAUCAUAUGCAAUGAGUGCAUUUGUUAUUAUUUACUAUAAAGGGUAAUACAGUACAGAGCAUUUGAAGCAA
This is a messenger RNA of Sesamum indicum (sesame), 3214 nucleotides long. NCBI's taxonomy places the organism in Eukaryota, Viridiplantae, Streptophyta, Magnoliopsida, Lamiales, Pedaliaceae. The record is from RefSeq and is a predicted model, not a curated record.